GCAGACUGUCAUUGACCUCCUUCUAGAGGAAACUGUGAAAAGUCUUGGGGCUGGCCGGGCGUUCUGUAGCUCGCAGAGGAAUGACCACACCUGCCUUACCUCUCUAUCUAGACUGAUUUGAUGUCCAGAGUCUGUUUUAUAAAGAAGAGGCCGUUUUAAUUUUAUUGAUUGAAGCAGUGUGAAAAAUGACAUACACUAGUGAACGACUUUAUAAUGAGGUGAUCAGGCGGAAUUUGGCUCAUCUUGCAUCAACAGUCAGAGUGAGAGAGAUCUUACCUCACUUGCCAUGCCUCACACUCACCGAUAGGGAGGAGAUUGAGGCCAAGAGAGAAACUGCAGGAAACUACACUGCUAUGCAGAUACUUCUGGACAACCUGCGCAGGCGAGAGAACUGGCCAGAUGAGUUCAUCACUGCGCUGCGGAACUGUGAACACAGAAAACUGGCUGAUGAAAUCAGCGCUGCUUAUGACAGGAUCAGGGGAAUGACAAAUAAUGCAGUUGCUGCUGCUGCUGCGCCUACUCCUGCUUAUCCCUGUUCUGCUGCAGCAACAGUAACCAAAGCUACAAUUCAUACUCACCCGGUGACCACUCCUCCUCUGCUGACUCCACACUCAGUGGUUGCCCCAGCACAUUCAGUUGCCUCAUCCAACACUGCAGCCCAAGUACCACCUCCUGCUGAGGUUCUUCAAGGUCAAGAGACAAAGCGUGUACAGCAAGUACAAGUCCCAACUCCAAUUCCAGCCCCCUCUCCUGAAAUGGCUUUCCAAGCUGAUAUUGCACCUCCAGUUGUAGCUCCCUCCCAAGUGAUUCCCCCAACUGCAGUCUCAGCUUCCAAAGUGACUUCACCUGUUCAGACAAAUUACAUCCCAACCCAUACUGGGAUAACAGAGAACAAAACAACCAUUGUAGAUACCCUAGAUGGCUUGGCUCUAACCAGCCAAACCACCACAACCUCCAUUGAUGGAACAGCCUUCUCCACCUUAAGUGCUCAACCAUCCUCCUCAAACACUUCUCAGAAUCAAACUGCAAGCCCCUGCAACAUCUCUCAGGUUUCUCCGAGGUCAAAUAAAAACCAGGUGCCAGCAGCAGUUAAACAGACUGACGCCUCUGAGAAGCACCCUGUCCAAGACACCAAUCCUCCUUUGAAAGAGCAAAUUGUGGUUCAGGAGUCAGAAGAGAUCUCGGGUCCAACCACAAAUGAGGGGACUAACACUGCUGAAUUGCCAGUCCAAGCCCAAACAACUUUCACCAGAACAGCGCAAGCAACAUGUUCUCGCCCUACUGAAGUAGGUACUUACAGCCCCUCUUCCAUUGACCAGGAGUAUUUCAGCAAGCCUAACAUCCUUCAGCAUCCAGCAGAAGCUCUUCCUGUUUCGGAAGAGGAGCCUUGCUCAGUGGUUUCAGAUGACUUAGAGAUCAGCAGGUCAACAGAAUGUUCCACAGAGAUUGGACAGUCUUGUCUAGCAGAGCACCCAAGCAUUGAGUCUAACAACUCCCCUAAAACAUUUCCUUCUGCUAUGAUGCCAGUAGAGUGUGUUGGUGACCCAAAUCUCAACACAGGGUCUCUCUCUAACGCCAAUGAAACUUCUAUUCACACUGCUUGCCUUGAGGCAGCCUUUCAAUCCUUACAUGAAAAUGGCCCUCCACUGAAUGCUCCUUUGUCUCCUAACCAGCCUGAGGAGGACGACUAUGAAUCUCUCUGUGAGAGUCAGACAGAACCAGGAACGCUGAUGAAAGUCAUUCAUAUUGCUGAGGAACCAUCUGCUGAAAACCUGAGUGGUCAGCCUCCAAGUAUUCUGGGCAAUGCAGUCAACCCAGGUGGAGUGUCAGCAAAUGUCAAACACCUGUCUUUUCUGAGGACCAACAUCUCGGAGGACAAACCAACCAUGAACCAUCAAAGCACUGAAAACGUAGUUCAUCUCCAUGAGGCGGAAGCAUCAGAGCAGCACCAGGAGCAAGAGUCCAAUGCCACUAGACAAGCGAGCAAUCUACAGUUAGAGCAGAGAGAAGAGGGCAGGGCAUUAUUUCAGAUAAACAACUUCCAUCUUUGUGCUGUUGCAGGAAUUGGUCUGACUGCCAUUUUCCUGGCCUGGAAGCUUAAUCAUUAACUCUAAAGUCUUAAAGCGAUUGUUCACCCACAAAUGACAUUUCUGAUAUUAUCUCCUCACCCUCAUGUUGCACAAAACCCAUGUGAUCUUUUACUGUGGAACACAGACUUAUUUAGCAGAAUGUUCAGCAUGCUCUUUUCCCAUACAAAAAAAGAGUGAAGUAAAUGUUGCUGUCAAGCUCCUCAAAGCUAAAACAUACUAUAAAAGUGGUCCAUUUUGUGAGCUAUAUAAUCAAAGUCUUCUAAAGCCACACAAUUGCUUUGUUUUGGGAAUAGACUGAAAUUUAAGUCGCUAUUCAUUGAAAAUCUUGCCUUCUACUCUAUAUUGGUUUUGUCCCUACAUAUUUAUUUUCUCUAUAUAUAAUCCUUGCACGUCACGUGCCUUUAUAUAUGCCAUGUAUGCCAGGAUCAGUGAUCAAUUAAGACCAUUGACUUCCGUUACACUUGUAAAGUAAGAUACAUUUAGGCUACCUAAAAUAAAUGGAAUGACCUGUACAUGUAAAAUUAUAUGGAGAGCCCAGUUUUCCAGGUAUUAUAAUAUACAACAAUUCGUUGUACAGUCAGUUAUGAAACAUUGCAAGAACCCUGUGUGUGACAGACCAUGAAACUAAGGGGCUAUUGCAUAACUUCGGUUGCUCAUUUAUGGAACACUCACUCAAGAACUACAUGGACUGUACAACUGCUUCAAUCCCUUCCUUUAGUGCAUCACAAAUUCGCAUUCACUGAUGCUUAGAACUCUUUUUCCAUCACUGUCCCACUUGUGAAUUUCUGUGAGCAAUCUGAUCCAUGUGAGACUGUCCAACAGGCACUUGCAAUUUUACUGAAACAUUCACUGGCUCAAACACAGGCUUGAGGCUGUCCACUGUUGACAGAAUCAAAUGUUGUUAAAUGUACUUAUAUUGGAGUAACUGUAAAGAUGGAUAAAGCAGAAUUGCAAACACAACCAAAGUACCAUGUGUGGAGGAAAAAAAACAGUUUAUGUAUCAAUACUGUAUAGUAUUGUCACAGUUCAUUUGUACUUUAAUCACAGAGAAAACUGAUAAAUGAUGAGCAAAGCAUAAAGUGCUUAUGUAUAAAUCGGUGAACCACCUCAUAUUGUGAGUCAACAUGGUAUUUUAAUGCAUGAAUUGUGCAUAUUGAAUGCAUAAAUGACAUCAGAAAUCUCAGAAAUAGCACUUUUAUCUACACUUUUUAAAACAGGUGUGUAGUGUGAAAUUCAGUUAUGUAUGAUUGAACAUAUUUAAAAUGAAAUUAUUAUAGUCAUGUUACUAAUGAUCUUUUAAACAUUCUUCAGAGCCUGCUCAGUUGGAUACUGUGUUUCAGGGGAACUUUUAAAGUAGGGUCUUUGAAUGAAUGUUUAUACACUGUUUUGCUUUUUUGUGUACCGGCCUUGACCGUGUCCAGUCUUAAUGAUUUCCAAAAAAAUUUCUGAAAUAAAAUGUCAUACCUUGA
This is a messenger RNA of Myxocyprinus asiaticus (Chinese sucker), 3559 nucleotides long. Its product is annotated as mitochondrial antiviral-signaling protein-like. The record is from RefSeq and is a predicted model, not a curated record. The transcript is spliced from 7 exons. Bases 186 to 2108 code for a protein of 640 amino acids. Lineage: Eukaryota; Metazoa; Chordata; Actinopteri; Cypriniformes; Catostomidae.